Physcomitrium patens is the source of this 2622-nucleotide messenger RNA. Its product is annotated as calmodulin-binding receptor-like cytoplasmic kinase 2. Gene Ontology annotation, molecular function: protein kinase activity; ATP binding. Gene Ontology annotation, biological process: protein phosphorylation. NCBI's taxonomy places the organism in Eukaryota, Viridiplantae, Streptophyta, Bryopsida, Funariales, Funariaceae. The record is from RefSeq and is a predicted model, not a curated record.
GUGAAUGGCAACGGAGCAAGAGAGGGAAGUGGAAACAACGACAUCGACGAGGAGGAGGAGGAGGAGGAGGAAGAAGGAGUUGUGUGGCCCCGUUGAGAAGCGAUGCUGGGUGGUUAAAAGGUUCAAGCAACCGCAGGGACCCAAUUUUUAGGCAAAAGAAAGGGGGGCGAGGAAGGGCGGGCCGUGUUGGCAUGAUGCUACUGCUCUGCUGUGCUGUGCUCUACCACUCCGCAGCAGCAGCAAGUGGGUAGGGGGAUGUGUCGCUAAAGUCUUCGCUCCCUUCCCUCCCGGGUCUUUUUUUGUUGACAAUGGGGACGUCGCCUGAUAGUAGCUUGGAUGCAUCGGCAUCUUGUUUCUUCAUGCGUAGCUACAGGAGCAGCAGCAUUCGGAGGUGGUCGCGCGCAGCAGGGCGGGAAGAGUCUCUUGUUGGUGUUGGUGAUGUUGCUGGUAAGCCGAGGGAGAGGAAGAAGAAGAGAAAGAAAGAGGAGGGAUGAGGAAGAUUCUACCUCGUUGAGAGUCUGCCCCAUGUUUGCUUUUGCGUCUCCGAAAGCGUACUCUGAGAGUUCAACCCGAUUCCACAGCUUCCGAACGACUGUCACCCUUAAGCUUGCUUCAGUUGUAGGGGAGCUUCGAAUCAACGCCGAAUUGAGCCGUGAAGUGCAAUUGGUGUAGUGAUUAAGGAGCAGGAUUCUGUAGUUUUGAAGGAAGUGCAGGGAAUUAUGGUUGUUCUUGCCAUAAUUUGUAGACUACCGGCGGGCGAUUUCAGAACAGUUGUCACUUCAGGACUGCCGAGCGAACGGUCGUGUUGAGAAGCAAUUCCACAAUGCGGUGCGUUUGUUUUGUCCCGAAAACAACUGACGAAGAUGACGAUCCAGUUUAUCAGAAAGGGGCCAACUCCAGUCAUUCUUUCGCUCAAUCUGUCGGGUCGAUUGGGCCCCGUUCUAUGCACAGCAGCAUCGGAGGAUAUUCCUACUCCAGCCAGGAUCUGCAGGCCAAGCCGCCUGGCGCGGAGACGUUCACCAUGGUGGAGCUAGCUCAUGCUACUGCUAAUUUUUCUCCUCAAAACAAAAUAGGGCAAGGAGGGUUUGGGACAGUUUAUAAAGGUAGGCUCCGUGAUGGCAGAAUGGUGGCAAUCAAACGAGGGAAGAAGGAUGCCUAUGAACAGAGGUUAUCGGUGGAGUUCCGCACUGAGGUUGAGACGUUAUCCCAGGUGGAUCACUUGAAUCUAGUCAAGCUUAUUGGCUACACGGAAGAGGGUAGCGAGCGCAUCCUCGUGGUGGAGUUUGUCUCAAAUGGUAACCUUGGUGAGCAUCUCGACGGUACUUACGGCAAAGUGCUGGACAUGAGCACACGGCUCGACAUUUCCAUAGACAUUGCGCACGCACUGACAUACCUCCAUCUCUACGCGGAUAGGCCCAUCAUUCACAGAGACAUCAAAUCGUCGAACAUUCUCCUCACCACCACAUACCGUGCGAAGGUUGCAGAUUUUGGGUUUUCGCGAGUUGGGCCGUCCACGGACGUCGGAGCGACCCACGUCUCCACGCAAGUAAAAGGAACUGCAGGGUAUCUGGAUCCCGAGUACUUGAACACGUACCAAUUGAACACGAAGAGCGAUGUGUACUCGUUCGGCAUUUUGCUUGUGGAGAUCUUUACAGGGAGGCGGCCUAUAGAACUCAACAGGCCUAGUGAUGAGCGCGUAACCGUACGGUGGGCUUUUCGAAAGUUCGUGGAGGGGAAUAUCAUCGACAUACUCGAUCCCAAGCUCGAGAGGUCACCGGCUGCGGUGUCCGUGAUUCAACGCCUGGCGGAGCUUGCAUUCGCAUGCUCUGCGCCUACGAAGGGCGACAGGCCGAGUAUGAAGAAGGCAGCAGAAGUUCUGUGGGAGAUUCGGAAAGAUUACCUCGCUGAGCAUCAGAAAGAGGAGAGGAUCAAGGCUGAGAGGUCGGAGAGCAUCCGAAUGGAGAGCGCGAGAAGUGACAUGUCGGCCGAUUCUCAGGUCUCGCUUCACCAAACCUCAAACCGCCGACGGCCAUCUUGGAUUCAAUAAAAUUCCCCUCACUUUCUGUAUUGGUUUCGUUCGAUGACAUACCCUCGGAGCUCACGUUGAGUUCAUCUGCAAGCAGACCACUACGAUCUCCGCAGCCUCCCAUGAUGUUCGUGGGCAGCUUAUUUCGCUGUAGUUUCAGAGGAGACUGCGAUUAUGGCACAUUAGCACCAGUUCUAAAACCGAGAAGGUACUCUGCACCGGCAAGACAGUGUCAUAUAGUUGUGGUGGAACCCUAGUGUGUGCUUGCUCACUGCAAAUGUGAGGUCGUGGGACGGAUCUCUCCAUGGAUCUCUCGAGAGAACCGCGAGCCAAGGACAGCAGCGCCGGAGGUACCACGUCUUGGAAUCGAUUGAAUUGAAUAUUUGUGAAGGAUGUAGAAGUUUGCAUCAGAUUCAGUGAGUGUUUUGUGCAUCUCCAAUGGCGCAGGCACAGGGUAGUUGAGCAGUUGUGCAGCAACUACCAGUGGAUUGUUUUGUGAGCAUUGGCUUUGCCACGGAUGUGUUCCUAAGUAAUGCCAAGUAUUAUAAUUCUCGCGCAGAGGCCUUGAAUAGAUGAUUGAGUUAUUCACAUGCUUA